This is a messenger RNA of Acytostelium subglobosum LB1, 2388 nucleotides long. RefSeq lists its product as hypothetical. Bases 1 to 2388 code for a protein of 795 amino acids. Gene Ontology annotation, molecular function: actin filament binding. NCBI's taxonomy places the organism in Eukaryota, Evosea, Eumycetozoa, Acytosteliales, Acytosteliaceae. The record is from RefSeq and is a predicted model, not a curated record. The transcript is spliced from 2 exons. Gene Ontology annotation, biological process: cell adhesion.
AUGAUUGCUGAUGCCGUGUCGGCAUUGGUAGUAGCUAUCACUGAUAGUGAAGAGAAGAACACUCUAUUUGGUGACAUGGUACCAGGUGUGGAACUAAUCCAACAGGCUGUACUUGGAAUGUGCGAGGCAGCUGAUGAAACAAUCAAAUUGAUAGAUCAAGAAUUUAAAGAACAAUUGAUUGAGACGAGUAGCCGUCUAAAGACGUCGGCAAACCAAUUGUAUGCUGAUGCUGUACGUGCCCGCUCCGACCCUUGGAACAGAGCUCCACAAAAGGAUGCCAUCAAAUCCGCCAAACUCAUCCUUCAACAUGUCGUGUUGUUGGUGCUCAUUGAGGAGCAAUCAAACAUUAAGGUACUAGUGGCCAUUGCCAAGAAGGUGGCAGAGGGUGUGCACCGCAUCGAUGACAUUGAGAAUGUCAAUCAAUUGAAUAUUAUGAUCAAUGAUGUCAUCUCGCUUGAAGAGGAGUUGGUCAAGAGAUCAAAGCGUCGCUCUGAAGGCUCGAACAAUGCAGAGUUCAGGGACCGUCUGGAUGAGUUGGCCAGUCUCGUCGACACACUGAGCCGCCAGCAUCAGAAUGCCGCCCGCCAAGUAUGCAACAACCCACACGACCACAAUGCCCGUGCAACACGUGUCGACGCUAGCCACAAACUACUUGGCGCCAUCGAUGACCUGAUCCACACGAUCAAACUCAUCUUUGCCUCGAACACGAAGUUUGUUGACCUUGCCUUCAAGUGGAAGCCCGUGCGUACCAUCGCUGAAGAUGAGGUGUCUGCCGCCGCCGCCAGACUCAUCGACCAUCUCUAUGGCCUGCAUAAGCAAAUCGAACUCGGUAACGGCCCCGCCGCUGCACGCGAGAUUGUCAACGCUGCCAACCUGCAGAUAUCCAACGCCAUUGUCGUGGCCAACAGAUGUGAGGACCCAGUGAAGAAGAAGAUGAUCCUCAAGAGCAUUGAGGAACUCAAGAGGUUGACACCAAUGUUGAUCGCUGCAAUCAAGCCAGUGUUGGAGAAUCCCAACGACGCCAAGGCCAAGCAACACCUGGACAAUCUCAUCUACCAGACACAGAGAGCCGCCGAGAACCUUGCCACCGCCGUCACCUCAUCGCCCAACGAGAUUGUUGCUGCCAAUGGUGCAGCAAUUGCUCGCGAGCUCGAUGCCCUCGAGGAUGCAUUGAGCAAGGGAGACACCAAGCGCGCUGAGGCCAUUGUUAGCAACCUUGGCAACUCUAUCGACCGACACAUCGAACUGUCCUCUACGCUGCUCGACUCGAUCCAAGAUCCAUCCCUCCGACACCAGAUCCAAAAGGCAAUCGACCGUCUUAUCGAGGUCAAGCCUAAACUCUUGGACACUGCCAACAAGUGCAUUCGCAAUCCACACGACGAUGAGGCCAGACGUCAGCUUGGUCAGCACAUCAAGGAGACCAAGUCUGCCCUGUCUGCCAUCUCCCAACCACACGAGAUCGUCUCGGCACUCAAUGCCAAGCUGCACAACGACCUCGACUCGUUGCUCAAAUGCAUCGACGAGGGUGGCCCCGACAUGCAGAUCAAGGCCGUGCAGCAUGCCAAGGAUAUCGCUGCCGACAUCAAGAGACAGAUCGAGGAGGCCGAAGCCUACGCAGCAACAGUCAAGGAUCCAGCGCGCAAGCAACAGAUAUUGGACGCAGUGAACCGUCUGAAGGAGCUGUCGCCACUGUUGAUGGAGGCCAUCAGGAAUGUGUUGGCCGACCCGACCAACAAAGCAGCCCGCGACAGACUGGAGGAGUUGGUGCGACAGGUCAAGGAUGCCAGCAACAACCUGGCAGCGGUCAUGCAGCCCACACCAGAGGAGCUGCGACAGCAGAGAUUGGAGCGCGAGAAGUUGAUGCAGAAGAAGGUUGUCGUGGAGCAAGAGCCACCCAAGGCACCGACCAAGUUCAAGAUAGAGGGUCCAGUGAACAAGGCCGUCUACAAUGCUGCCGAGGACGUCGCCAACGCCUUGGAGAAGAAGGUCAGAGACAACACCCCCCUGGGCAAGCUCGUCUCGUUUGGUGAUGAGAUCGCUGCACAGAUGGCGCUGUUGGCCAGUUUCGCUGCCAAGGGUGACGUAAAGGGAAUGAUCAACACUGCCAAGAAGAUCGCCGAGAUGAUCAAGGCCAUCAACUUGAAUGCUCGCCAGAUUGCCGACCAGUGCACAGACCCCCGUCUCAAGCAGGCUGUCUACACCUACCUGGACUGUGGUGGCAACUUCUCCACACAGCUCAAGAUCAUCUGUGCAGUCAAGUCGGACUGUGACGACAACUCCACCUCUGAGGAGCAGCUGGUCACAUGUGCCAAGGGUCUGGCGUCAGCGGUCAUCAACACCAUCAAGUCCGCUGAGGCGGCCACUCUAAGACUAAAGUCAGUGAAGUAA